Molecule: messenger RNA, 1196 nt
Organism: Radiomyces spectabilis
Lineage: Eukaryota; Fungi; Mucoromycota; Mucoromycetes; Mucorales; Radiomycetaceae
Exons: 3
Coding region: 305-994 (229 amino acids)
Source: RefSeq, a predicted model, not a curated record
AUUAUGGUGACUGGUCAAAAAGGUAUUCCUAUGUUACUGUUUGAUCCAUGUAGGAGUUAGUCUCGCGACGAAUAUGAAUAUCCUGCAUACGAUAACAAGCAUGUAGUAUCAAUAUGUAAAAAUAAUGCACUAUAAGCAACUGGCCAGCGGCGGAAUUGACAUCCAGCUUUUGGUAACCCUGCCACCGACAGUUGACCAGGUGAUAGUUGAAGACCUGACGACAUUAAAACAAUCGGUUAUUGCCAGUCAACCUUCUUGCGAUCGAAACCAGUGGUAAUUUUCUGGCUCUUUUCUUGCUGAUAGCAUGCAAGCAGGAACACCUGGCCCUUUGGAAGAAUUCACACCAUUCGUUCGUUGCAGUAUCAUCGAUCCCAUGGCGGAAGACGAUAAGAAAGCUAUUAUUUUCAACGCUCUCGCCGUCGAUGUGUUCAAGCAAUUGGGUGAGCUGAUCGACUGUGUGCAUGACGAGUAUCCGUACGAACUGUAUGUGGCUCCUGUCAAUGAUGUCGUUGAACAAUUCCGUCGAUCCAGCCGGGUCGUGUACGAUUGGAUUAUUCAACAUUACGGAAGUUGUGAAGAUUUUCUGGAAUCUCAACUCGACAAAGUCUUUACGGGCCGCGGUCCACGCAUGCGGAUGAACGCUCUUCGCUAUACAGUAAUCACUCACCAAGAAUACUCCAGCGACCGUCGACUGCCAAAGCUCACGAAAACACUCUCACGCCAAGACUUGCUGUUGGUUCUCUAUCAGAAGGACUACUUUUAUUGGAUUACCAACAAAUUCAACAAAAACCGGAUAAAGCGUACGCCUGUCGUGCGAAGCAACGGCUCAACGUCGGCCACCAAUUCCACACACAACACCGCCGGGGCUACGACGGGCCAAAAUGCGGUUCAGCCCAUGUAUGAUCGCCUUACUACAGAGAUAAUGAACUUUUACACGGUAGCCCGACGAUUGUAUGUGUACUGGCAGCGUCAUGGAAAGCUGACUGUUUCGUGAUUAGACGCUACAACCUCACCCCAAUGCGAUCAAACAACGCAAGCUGGUGAUUGAAAAGAUCAACCGUAUGCUCAAGGAUCGCUGGCCGUACGAGAACCUUCGAGUCAAACCUUUCGGGUCCUCAGCCAGUGGUCUGGACUCGGACAAGUCCGACCUGGAUUUGUGUAUCACCGUCCCUCUGCACCAGUUCACUGAUGAUAUU